AUGGAGUGGCUCAGCUCAACAAUCUUUAAAUCACUUUGGCGGCCCACAGUGAAUAUUGUUAGAACAAGAUAUCAUGCAGAUAAAACACGACUUGUGAGAAGGUAUGGUUAUGAAGAGAAAAUAUGGAGUGGAGGUUUAUUGCCAAGGUCUGAACAAAGGUUGAUACCAAUGCCAGAAUAUAGACCAAGAAAUUCUUGGACGGAACGUAGAGCAUUGUUUGGACAAAAUGACUACAUAGAUAUACUUGGCUCUGGUGAAAUACAUCCAGUAAAGACUUUGUACACAGUCCCAUCUUGGAUCAGAGGUGUAAAAGGGCAUGAAUAUCAUAUUCUUCUAAGAAAGAGGAAGAUGUUUGCUAACAGUCCAACUCCUCGGCUCAGACCAACAAAAUGGAAGGAGUAUGAAAAACGCUUAGCAUUUUUAUAUAGAAAGCUUAAUAGGAAAACAAAAACUGGAAUGUCUUCAGCC
Brenthis ino (lesser marbled fritillary) is the source of this 468-nucleotide messenger RNA. The record is from the annotation of a GenBank genome assembly. Lineage: Eukaryota; Metazoa; Arthropoda; Insecta; Lepidoptera; Nymphalidae.